Messenger RNA from Cloeon dipterum, 2960 nucleotides. Its product is annotated as dual serine/threonine and tyrosine protein kinase-like. Gene Ontology annotation, biological process: positive regulation of ERK1 and ERK2 cascade; protein phosphorylation; positive regulation of fibroblast growth factor receptor signaling pathway. Lineage: Eukaryota; Metazoa; Arthropoda; Insecta; Ephemeroptera; Baetidae. Bases 32 to 2686 code for a protein of 884 amino acids. Gene Ontology annotation, molecular function: protein kinase activity; ATP binding. The transcript is spliced from 13 exons. Gene Ontology annotation, cellular component: cytoplasm. The record is from RefSeq and is a predicted model, not a curated record.
ACUGAAACUUUGUUCUAAAUAAUCUCAACAUAUGAUUCGCUGGUCUUUCUACUCACUGCUGAUGCAGUACUUACGAAGUUGCAAAAAUAUUUGCAAUUUCGAAGGAAUUGCUCGAGAACCUGUGCACUUUGUUGUAAAAUCGACAGGUUCGACCUACAACUGCGAUUAUGAGCUGCCGUUGAAAUCGGGCUGUACCAUGUCGAACAAGGUGUUGAGCUGCUUCAAAAGAUAUUUGCGCAACAACUACGACUUGCGGAGAAUUUUGCGAGAGACGAGACAGCUUUUGGAAGACAUCGCCGCCCCCAGCAUUUUGCCGGGAGAAAAAGCCGACCUCUUAGAGAAAAUCCAACGCGUCGACGAUGUUUUGCGCAAGUUCACAGCCAUCAUCGCCGUCGGCCCCGACUGCUUCGACGUGCUCAAGUCCAUUUUCGGCUCGGACAGGAUCGAGUUGGAGAGUAAAGACGUCUUCCUGCGCAUCGUCAACUCCAACUCGGUCUAUCCCCCAAUUGAUUUGCUGACCAAAAUGGCGACUAGGGACGAGGUUGAGAUUAAGGAAGUGCAGUUGAGCCACUCUCUGUUGAAGGACGGCCUGCAGGUUCUCGUGUCUUCCAAGUGGAGCAACGUUCAAAUGGACUCAGUGCUGCCAAUAACUCUCUACGGCGUCAACUCGGAAGAAUUAAGUCCCGAGGCUCUCUCCGACCUGGUCCAGCUCAAGUCCGACUGGCCAGAGUUGCCGCUUUGUCUGGUCUGCAUGCAGAAGGACACCAUGGACCGCAUCGACCAGCAGCUCAAAAGCAUAGAAUUUGGCCCGGUUUCCUUGGUGAACGAUCAAAGCGGAUUCAACGCGUUCGUCAAGAGCUGCUUGCAAAAUCACCUUGUAUCAGCUUGUUUGCAUUUGACCGAGGUACAGUCGACCUGCAUUCGCAGUUUCAUCCUCUCCGCCUUCGACAUGGCGCGCGAGCUGCAAAUCACGCCCAAGAGGCUGCAGUACGUGCAGGAAAAGGAGUCUGAGUUGCACCAGAGCCUGAUGCGCGUGGCCAGCGACAAGCAGGAGGAGAUUACAGACCUCAUCGAACGCACGCUCCAGGAAUUGCGCGAAACGCUUUUGGAUAAGGCUUCAGAGUGUGAAACCUCCAUCAAUGUGGCUGGAAACAGCGAAGGCUUGCUCGCAGUCGAAGCUGCUACCAAAGAGGUGCAACAGAUGGUUUUGAGCAAGCUGAGCAGCGCCGUGGCCUCCCAGUUGGCGAGCACUGUGUGCUGCUUACAAGACUCAUACGUUGGGACCCUGCAAAGGUGCUUAGAAGGUCUGGAAAAGCACUGCCUGGACACAGAGGAGGGCCAUAUUAGAGCCACCGAUGCCUUGAGACAGAGUCUGAGUGCUGCGUACUCUGUGGAAAUAUCCGCCUGCCCUUCGUCGCCGUUCACUUCCAUGUUUGAGUGGUUCAGGAAUUUAAUGAAAGGAUUUCCCGUUCCGUGGACCUCGCCUCCGACCAUCGACUCCGGCUGGCGGAGAAAAGUGGCUGCUGACAUCCUGGACCAACUCAGUGCUUCCAAACUGGCGCGAGGAAUUUGCUCACAGUUUCGGUUUAAAAUCCGGACUUCACACGAGGCUUUCCAAAAAGCUUUGAGCUCUCUAGAAAAUAGAAUUUGCGGCAAGUUGGAGCGAACGGAGGAGCAGCGAGUGGCAAUCAGAAAGCAACACGCGCCGCAACUCGCCCGACUCUUGCUGGAAACCACGUCGAUGAGCGAUCUCGUCAGAUACGGAAUGCCGCGGCUGGGUCGAGAAAUCGGGCGAGGACAGUACGGGGUGGUUUUCACCUGCGAUCCGUGGGGAGGAUUUUCCUCGUGCGCCGUAAAAUCUGUCGUGCCGCCUGAUGACAAGCAUUGGAACGACCUGGCCAUGGAGUUUUACUAUACUAGAACGCUGCCGGAGCACAGGCGGAUUGUGCGGGUGCGAGGCUCUGUGAUCGACUGUGGCUAUGGAGGCGGCUGCUCUCCUGCCGUGCUGCUCAUGAUGGACCGAAUGUGCAAAGACUUGUACUACGGCCUGCAGUCGGGCAUGUCCUGGCUGGCGAGGCUGCAAGUGGCCGUCGACGUGGCCGAAGGAGUCCGCUUUCUCCACGCUCAGGGUCUCGUUCACAGGGACAUCAAGCUGAAAAACGUCUUGCUGGAUGGCGAGAACCGGGCAAAACUAACCGACUUGGGAUUCUGCAUUCCUGAGGCCAUGAUGUCUGGCAGCAUUGUCGGAACUCCUAUUCACAUGGCGCCAGAACUGUUGUCCGGCCACUAUGACAGCUCGGUCGACGUCUACGCGCUUGGCAUCUUGUUUUGGUACUUGUGCACUGGAAAAGUGAAAAUGCCGCUCGCCUUUGACCAGAUUGGAAACAAGGAGCAACUAUGGAAAAACGUCCAAAGUGGAUUGCGUCCUGAGAAACAGCCGCACUUUGACGAACAGUGUUGGCGACUGAUGGAGCAGUGCUGGUCCGCCGAACCGAGCCAGCGGCCGUUGCUGGGCUACGUGCAGCCGCAGCUGGAGGCCAUAAUGGAGCGCUUCCAGAACUCUGACAGCUCGGCUUCGGACAGCGGCGGCGUCGCAGGCAGAGAGUCGAUCGUCAGCGAAGACUCGUUCGUGUUGCUGCACAGCCCCAGCUUUGAGAAUCUCGCGCCCACCACCAAUGCCUCCUAGUCCUUCCUUUGAUCUCGCCACCUGGUAAAUAAUUUGUAUAUUUUAACGCUUGCUCCUGUACCGAAGGGAAGUGCUCCUGCCUUUUUCACAGACUCUAUGACAAUCUCAAGCGAAUUUUAAACCAUUCCAAGACUGAAACGAGUGCGCAGUACAGUGAUUUCAAUUAAUUCUUUUAGCCAAACACACUGUUUCAUCACAAUUGUAUAUUUAUUACGCGUUAAAUUACUCUGUAGUGCUCUAGAAGGACCAAAUAAUACAAUUCGCUUUAUGGAAA